AAUGAACUUCCGGUUAGUGAACAGAAGCAGGCGAAACGUUGACGUGUAAAAAGACGAACUACGGUAAAUUUAGUCGACUGAAGUAGGCGACAGAUAUCUGCUUCGAACCCUGGCUCAACAAGAAAGAUGGCCAACAGGGAAAGAUGAUGUCAAAACGAGCUGAGUGAUGCAGAAAUAUCUGGCAAGGAAAUCUACGAAUCUUGUGAAAUUUCGAUGUGCUUAUUUUGUGUAACCUGUUUGAACAUCACGUACGCCUAUUACAUCACAAACGUAACCACACCGAUUACAAAGACUUGAAUAUAUUUGCCUAAGUUUUAGGAAGUGUUUUUAUAAACAAGUUGUUUGACAGAACAAGGCAAAGGUCAGACAUGUGACGAAUUGAAUUUUAAUACAUGGUUAUCAGAUAUAUUUUUGGAGGUGUAGUGAAAUUAAAUAUUCAGUAACUUGUGUGUAAGACACACCACAGUAUGUGUCAAAAUUUAUUAUAAUUGAAAGAUAAAGGUUUAUAAUUACUUGAGGAAGACGUAAGCAGUAAAGAUGGCCAGUCGGAGAUUAAAAUUUCAGUACUGUAAAGUUAUAAUUGCGACCUCCAUGGUGUGGGUCAUGGUUGACAUGUUCUUGUUGAUGUAUUUUACGGAUUGUUCUGCAAUGUCAAGCGCAGAUUGUCAGCGGAAAGCUAAAGAGGAGAAUGGGAAUCCUCAACCUCCAAAGGAACCGGUUGGAUUUUUAGAAAAAAUUAUACCACAAGGAUUAAUGCCAAAGCGAGUUCCUACUGGUCCCGGAGAACAAGGACGAGCUGUGGUUGUACCAGAUUCUAUGAAAGAUGAGGCGAAGGAGAAGUUUAAAAUAAAUCAGUUUAAUUUAAUAGCCAGUGAUUUGGUAUCAUUAAACAGAUCACUACCAGAUUAUAGAAUGGAUGCAUGUAAGAAGAAAGAAUAUCAAGUGUCCAAGUUUCCGACUACUAGUAUUAUUAUCGUAUUUCACAACGAGGCGUGGAGUACGUUACUACGUUUAGUUCACAGUAUCAUCAAUCGGUCACCUAGAGCGUUAUUAAAAGAGAUUAUACUUGUAGAUGACGCUAGUGAUAAAGAUCAUUUAGGAAGACAGUUAGAUAAUUAUGUAAAGAAAUUACCUGUACCUGUCAAAGUUUUACGUUCAGAAGAAAGAACUGGUUUAAUUAGAGCUAGAUUAAAAGGAGCUGCGGCAAGUAAAGGUGAAGUAUUGACGUUUUUAGAUGCACAUUGUGAAUGUACAGAAGGCUGGUUAGAACCGUUAUUAAACGAAAUAUAUAAAGACAGAACAUCGGUUGUAUGUCCUAUUAUAGAUGUAAUAAGUGAUGAUACAUUUGAGUACAUAACAGGUAGUGAUAUGACCUGGGGAGGAUUUAACUGGAAGUUGAAUUUCCGCUGGUAUCCUGUACCACAGAGAGAACUAGAGAGACGAGGAGGAGACAGAAGUCUACCAACAAAAACACCAACAAUGGCUGGUGGUUUAUUUGCUAUACAGAGAGAUUAUUUCUAUGAGAUCGGAUCAUAUGAUGAGGGUAUGGAUAUAUGGGGUGGUGAAAACCUAGAAAUGUCAUACAGGGUAUGGAUGUGUGGGGGUCAAAUAUUUAUUGUGACCUGUUCUCGAGUAGGUCAUGUGUUCCGUAAAACAUCACCGUACUCCUGGCCAGGUGGUGUAGCCCGAAUUAUAAACCAUAAUACACAGCGAAUUGUAGAAGUAUGGAUGGAUGAAUAUAAAGAUUUCUUUUAUAAAAUAAAUCCAGGAGUUAGAAAUACGGCUUACGGUGAUGUCACAGCUAGAAAAGAAUUACGUAAAAAAUUACAGUGUAAAAGUUUCCGUUGGUAUUUAGAAAAUGUUUAUCCUGAAUCACAGAUGCCUCUUGACUUUUAUUCACUGGGAGAGGUUCGUAAUAAAGAGACUGGUAUGUGUAUUGAUACAAUGGGUAGAAAGAGUGGAGAGAAAGUUGGUAUGGUGGCUUGUCAUGGUAUGGGAGGAAAUCAGGUUUUUUCAUAUACUAAAAAGCAGGCUAUACAGAGCGAUGAUAUAUGUUUAGAUGUGUCCACAAUGAACGGGCCUGUCAAAUUGUUUCAAUGUCACGGUUUAGCGGGAAAUCAGAAAUGGGAGUAUGAUGAAGAGACAUUUGUAUUAAAACAUGUGAAUACAGAUAUGUGCCUUCAAAAACCAAUAGGUCGUGAAAGAGAUACACCAUCUUUAGGAAGUUGUACAGGUGAACUAAGUCAGCAGUGGAUUCUGGGAGAUAUGAAGUUUGAACAGUAGAUAGAUAACUUUAAACUCUCUCAAUUUUAACCAAUCAAGACACUGAUCUCAGGAAACACGAACCAAUCAGAAAGCCAUCCAUGUAAUUUAAAAAUCACGCCUGUUAUGUUUUUAAAGUGUUGAAGUUGUUUGCGUACGACCUUGAUGAAGGUUGUUGAUUAUUAUUGUUUGUAUGUUUGUUAUGAGAGAGUAGCCUGAAUCUGUUAGUAUGUUAAGAUAUAUUGUUAUGUAAAUGUAAAUUUGUUGUUUUUUUAAAAUCAUUUGUAAACAAUUUACAACAUGGUCAUUCUUUCGUUUGUGAGAGAUAACGUCUUUGUCAACUGAGGAUGAUAUUGCAAAUUGGCAUCGAGGUAAAACAACCCUUGGCAGUUGGAAUUUGAAAAACUGUAAGCAGAAAUGCAGUUGUUCAGGCAAAAUUAUCCCCCUCUCAUUGCAUACAUGUCCAUUUAGAUAAAAUUUGCCAUUUUACUAACAUAGAACGAUUAAAAGAGCCAAAGAUUGUGCAAUAAAUGUUGGAUGACCAAAAGGAAAGAUACAGGCCUUGGUGAUCUGAAAUUAUAUACUGCUGAGUGUCAUAGUUUAUACAUUAAGAAUAGACUGCGAUGUAUUGUGUGGAGAAAUUGUUUUAUUGGAAUAAUUAUUGUUUAGUUUUAAUGUUUAUAGUGUUUAUUUAUCUUGUUUACGUGUUCAAUAUUGACAAAAUUCAUUUGAUAGUGUUCAGUGGGUAGGAAUUAUUGUUGUCUCAAAAAUUAAGAUAUCGACACAAGUGCUUGGAUAAAAUUAGCUAUGAUGAAUUUUAAUUUUAAAAAUUUUAUUAGCUAAAAUGAAUGUAAAUGUCAUAGACUAUUUUAAAGCUACAUUCCCAGGAAAGUAUUUAUCGGGUGGUUAUUUCCAAUAAAAGUGUGACAAUUUUGGUAUAUAUGGAAAGUAGAAAUAUCAAUCUUACUAGAAAAAUACUGGAUUCCCUGAAAAACACUCAUGGAGCACAUACAGGACAAAAAUGUAAGGGUUUCCUUAAUCGACAGCCCGACAAUUAGAAGUGUCUUCACGAGUGACGUCGACGGUUGCCCGCGGAGAUUGAGCGCUUGAUGUACAUUUUGAUAAACUUUAUGAAGAAUUAGACGUACAACACUUUCUGAGAUAAAAAUCAUGGAAAAACAUGCGGGCAGUGGAUAAUCCGAAAAUUUAAUUAGGCUUCGAUAUUUGUAAUAACUUUAUGAAGAAUUAGACGUACAACACUUUCUGAGAUAAAAAUCAUGGAAAAACACGCGGGCAGUGGAUAAUCCGAAAAUUUAAUUAGGCUUCGAUAUUUGUAAUAAAUAGUCAGCAAUUAAAGAAAACGUCGUCUUGUGUAUGCAAUGAAUUCUCCUCUUGCGUUGCUAGGUACUGAGAGAGGGAAGUCACGUGACACAAACAUGACCUCUUUUGAUCGAUUUUUUAUAGCCAGGGUAUUCCCCGACAAUUGCAAUGUUUUGAGAAGGAUUUUAAGCAAAAUUAUGAUAAAUUAAUUAGUUUGAAUAUGUUUUUAGUCCAAAUAUAUCAUCAAAUCACCCAGUUUUUACCCGGGAAUGUAUCAAAGCUAAAGUGAAUUUGUAUGUCACUGAGUAUACAUAAGUUACUAUGGUUUUGAAUAUCAAUGCCAGCGCGGAUCCACAGGGAGGGUCAAGAGGGUCGACUGAAUUUGGGGGUUCCAAGGCCCAGAAUGGUCAGAAAUGGCAUCUACAAUAUUUGAUUUUUCAAAUUGUCUGGGGAUGGACACCCAGAUGCCUCCGUCGUGGGCACUGGUGAAUUUACACACCAAUAUGGAGAUUUGAAAUUCCUGGACCUGUCCCUUCUGAACAUCGUAAAUCCUCCCCUGUAUUGGUUAUUAUAAAUGAAUGCCAAAGUGGAUUUGAAUGUUAAUGAUUAUUGAUACGCUGGAAGAAAUUUGAUUGUUAAAACGUGUUAUUGUGUAUGUUAAUUUGUUUCUGUGUUCAUAUAUAUAUAUAUAUAUAUAUAUAUAUAUAUAUAAUUGUACAUAUAUAAUUGUACAUAGUAGGGUUAUAAUAAUAUUGUUUUGUUAUCGGAUCAUAUGAAACCGUGCCUAUUCAUGCUUAGCUUUUCUUGGCGAGCUGACACUUUAACAAAUAUGGUUUCUUUUUAAUUAACUAACCAUUCCUUGUGGGGGAAUUUUUGUGAAUCAAAUUUAUAAUGUAGAAUAUUGCAAUAUGUCACACACUCAGCUGGAGAUGUUUCUUAAAAUUUAAUCAAAAUAACAUUUCCAAGAUAAAAUUGUGUAUGAAAGAAUUAUAAAUGUACAAUGGAGAGCUAUAGAUGAGAUAAUUCUUAGUAUUAACUUGUUAUUUAGAUCAGUGUGACAAAAUAUAGAUCAAAAUAAAAAGCAUUGAAUUUGAAUGAGCUUUUUACACAACAUGGAUCAUAUAAAUCAAUAUCGUAUAAUUCCUUCAUUGUGUAUCAUUGUGCUUCAUUCACAACAUUGUGCUUCGUUCACAACAUUGUUGGUAUUUGUUAGAAUGUUAACUUCAAACUAGCAAAUUAAUUUGUAUGUAUACUUAAAGCUGUGGUGGGUGCAUGUGAGUUUUAUUUGUUUUUUUUAAAUAGUCGAAUAUACAUUAGGACAUCACUAGUACUAUAGUGCAGCUCGCUAAAGGGAAUGUUUCACUAUAACAACAUGCUAAUGUACUAAAUGGACACUAACAAUAGUGUUAUAAAGUGGAGCUAUAUUGCAUAUUAUAUAUGCAUCUCACUAUAAUGCUGUUGUAGCAACUAGACUACUGGACCUAAAAUCAGUGUUAUAGUGAAGCCCUAGUGUAUCAUAGCGUCUUGCUAUAAUGCUGUUGUACAAACUGGACAUAACAAGAGUGUAAUAGUAAAACUCUAGUGUCUUGCUAUAAUGCUGUUGUACUAACUGGACACUAACAUCAGUGUUACAGUGAAACCCAACUGUAAUUUGUCUACUGUUAAUUGAAAUGUACAUUGGAAUAACAAUGAAAUAGAAUGUUAUUAUUUAUAUAUGUAUUGUAUAUUAUAACUUAAUACCAUAUAUAUAAUGUAUAUAUUUGUGUAUAUAUUGUAAUAUAAAGGCCAUAGGAUGGGAUGUUAUACAUGCUGUAGACAGGAUUAUGCAAAUGACGGUGCUCGGUCUACACAUUUAUCACUAAUUUCUCACAUUUUUAAUCUCUUCAGCUCCUUGUGUUCUAAAAUAUGCAGCCUAGGACAGCAAAAUGAGUCCCUGUUUACCUUAUAUGAAAUGUUGAAAUAGGAUAAUUUUUCUGUCAUAGGUCGUAUAAUUACUUUGUCAAGUGUGGGAUAUGCUAGGACUUCUACAUCUUCGACUUUAGUAUAAUUGUUUAUGUUGCAAAUGUCAUUGGGUUUAACUACGAAUGAGGUCAACCUUGUAGCUUGUUGUUACUUUAAUUAGAAACCACUGUGAAUAUGUGAUCAAAACACUGGUCUCGUUACUGCAAAGAACCCUCAGUUCUCACUUAGGUAAGCUCGUCAAGUUGUUCACACGGAGACAAGAUUUGCACUUGACAGUUGGAAAUGAAAGGAGAAUAGUAGGAAUCAACACUGCCUGGGCAAUAUUUUCUCCCUAAAAUUGCACAUGUAACCUUCAAAAUAAAACAUUUGGUAAUUUAGUUUCAAAAUGCAAGACAUAACCAUAGAAAUAGUUGCCAGGUGUGACUACCACCAUUGCAGUCAAAGGUGAAUAUUGUGAAGAUAGUGAUUAUGUAUCCUCUAAUGGAUUUAAACAUUAUGUUGGGACGGCUCACCAAAAACAUGGAUAUGGAUUUGAACAAUAUGACAGGAUGGCUCACCAAAAACGUGAUCAACAUGCAAACUCAAACAUUUUAUGUAAUACUAGAAAGAACUCUUUUAGCCAGUUUGUAUAUAAAUCAGAAUUUUAAGUUUAAAGUAGUGGACCAAACAUUUUCUUGUUAUUAAAUUAUGAAUUUGUAUAUAUGGCAGGUUCUUUCCAGUAAACUGCUCUAAAACCAAAAGUCACAGAAUUUUUAUACCUUCGCACCGAACGAAGUGACAGGAAUAUCGAUAUAUCUGUGCUCUGCCCAUCCUUUCAUCCUGGGUUUGUUUCCAAAGCAUGUCUCAUAAACCCUUCUAGAUCUUUAUGGAACUUUCUAAAGACAUCAACUUGUGAUAUUAGUUGUACCUUUUGGUGAUUAGAAUGUUUUUGGAUUUAAUUAUUUGGGGGAAACAAAUUUGACUACCGUAGUUAUGGUCCUGUGGACACAAGCAGCUCAAGUUAUUAUCCUAUUAACUUGUAUUUAAUACACAGUAUUUAUACCUAUUGAUUUUCAAUGACUUUUGAUAACUACUUACAAAGUUAUUGCCCUUGAUCAAUCAAAAAUCUUGUUAACACUCUAGAAGGUUAAAGUUUUUCAAAUGCCAUGACUGCUUGGAACACUUAGCUGUUUUAUUGUUGCUGGGCAACCAAUAGAGACUUUUGGCAAGCGUAAUUUCCUGGUCCGUAUCGCGUAUUCGUAUGGAUUUUGCGUGUGACGUCAUCAAUGUCUGUGUAUUUCUCAUACGUGAUACGGCACACGGAUACGGCAGCACGUAUGGAACGGCUUUCAUACGGAAAUGGUCCGUAUAACACUGUCGUCUUUUUCCCGUCUUUUUUGCUACUUUUAGACGCUGAAAUGUUGCAUCAUAGCGUUUUUAUGAAUCUGUGUGUAUCCUAGAACACAAAGGUGUAUAUUUGAUGUGAUUUUAACAGUGAUAACGACUGGAAUUUAAUCAUCAUUUUUGAUGGGUUUUUCUCUAAAUUUUCAUAUUUUUCCCGCCUGUCUGCAUACUGGUUGAUCUAUGGGCUAAACUUUCUGAAAUAAUACACUAGUGAAACCAAAAAUUGCUAAAAUCUGCCAAAACUCUAAAACUACAUUGACGCCACGUAUACGAUACGGAUGGGAAAAAUCCGCUUGCCAAAAGUCUCUAAUGUUUAUUUUGAUUACCCAAGGAAAAUUCUGAUUUGUAAAGUAGAUGGCAGCAGGAGCUAUAUUGUAUAUAAGAUAUGAUUAGUAUUAUUUUAUAGGAGAUAUAUAUAUAUAUAUAUAUAGCAAUGGUGUGAAGCAGUAGUAGUCUACUUAUUAAGGCAGAUGCAGAUGGAUGGCUUUUCAUAUCAUUAGACAACUUGAAAAAAUAAAUUUAUGGAUAACUUUUCAUAGUAUUGUGUACAAACUGUAUGACUGAUCCACUAACAUUUUAUGUGGGCUGUAUUUUGUAUUUGACAAAUAAUUUUGUAAUUCAUCAUGAAUGUUUUAUCAAUAAAAUAUCGCUGAAUACACAUCAGUUAUGGGACAGACUGUGCACAUAAACUAGAGUGGAUUGAGAUACAUGUAGUUAGAUAUUGAUGCAUACUAAUAAACAAGCACAAAUUAAGUUAAAAAUAACAAAGACAAAAUGUCAAGUCUAGUCAAAAUGUUAUGCAUAAAGUUUGGAAAACAUCAUAAAUUUGCAAUGUUCCUAAUAUUUUAUUAGAGUAUCAGACAUGUAACGUUCAGUAAAUUGCAAGCAGUCACUUGGACAUUCAAAUGUAAAAGUUGAAGGCAUAAUGUGUGGCUUUUCAUACAUGUAGUAUUGAAUUUGGGCAGCCAUGAAUCUCUGACAGAUGACAUUUACAUAGAAGGUAGAACCAUUGCUACAUCAAUGAUAUCUGUCCUUGGAUGUGAUUUCUGUCGGAAUAGUAAAAAUAUUUUAAUUAAAUUGAGGGACUGCAUUCUAUGUAGGAACUGUUGUAAAUUGUGUGUAAUUGUACAUAAAUAAUAUGUUAUGAUAUUAAUUGGCAUUGAUGCUGAUAUUGGUUGUCAUGGUGAUCUUAUCAGUUGUAAAAUAUGGAAAAUUACUUAGAAAUGCUGUAUGGCCUAUUAAUUCAAUGAACCAAAAAUAAAAUUGUUUCUACUUAUCCAACUUAA
Patella vulgata (common limpet) is the source of this 8213-nucleotide messenger RNA. Its product is annotated as polypeptide N-acetylgalactosaminyltransferase 13. Lineage: Eukaryota; Metazoa; Mollusca; Gastropoda; Patellidae. Bases 538 to 2283 code for a protein of 581 amino acids. Gene Ontology annotation, cellular component: Golgi apparatus. The record is from RefSeq and is a predicted model, not a curated record. The transcript has 15 exons.